AGGGAAGGUCCGGUGCUUGCGCAGCCCGCGGCCCGUCCCGUCGCUCAUUGACAAGGGCCGGAAGCGGAGCCAAGCCCAAACGGAAAACGCCGUCCUUACCCUGCCAGCCAUCCUGCGCUGCCAGCCCAGGCCCGGCUAUGGAGCGGCGCCGGCUGCCGGCACAGGCCGGGCAGGGCGGCGGCAGGCCCCAGCACGGCAGCGAGGGUCGAUCCUCGGCCGGCGGCUCCAGGAGCUCGGCACCAGCGAGGGCCGCGGCCGCGCUCCCUUCUGGCCGUGCCCGGCCGGGCCGGGCCCGGGGCUGCGCAUCCCGGCAGGCUCGGCCCGAGCCGCCUUCGGGCGCGGGGCUGCCGGGGGAGCUCGGGCGGCGGUGCUGGCUGGCGCUGCGCUGCGAGCGGCUGCCGCAGGAGCCGGACCCGCCAGAGAACCACUGCCAUGAUGCACUCUUGGCAAAAUCGGAGGAGUCACUGGUGAGGAGUGAGGCACGUGAAGAUCCUCCAGCACCUUUUCUGGAUGGACAACAAUACUAUGAACAGGGGUUGUACAAAGAAGCAUUAAAGCGAUUUGAAAAAAUCAAGGACACAGAUUUUCAAGCAAUGUAUCAGCUUGGUGUAAUGUAUUAUGAUGGACUUGGCACUAAAAAAGACCCUGAAAGGGGAGUGGAAUACAUGAAUAAAAUACUCAACUCUGAUUCUCCAGAAGCAAGUCACUUGAAGUUUGCAGCUGCAUACAAUCUUGGCAGGGCGUAUUAUGAAGGAUGUGGUGUUAAACAAUCAAUUGAAGAGGCUGAAAGGUUGUGGCUUACUGCUGCAGACAAUGGAAAUCCAAAAGCAAGUGUAAAGGCCCAGAGUACUUUAGGAAUGCUGUAUUCUAUGCCAUUUCUAAAAGAUAUGAAGAAGGCCUUUUUUUGGCAUUCAGAAGCAUGUGACAAUGGAAAUCUGGAAUCAAAGGGAGCACUCGGCAUUAUGUAUCUCUUUGGACAAGGUACACGUCGAAACAGUAAAGCUGCUUUGGAGUAUUUGAGAGAAGCAACAGAACUUGGAAACAUCUAUGCUCAAGGCCAUCUUGUGGAGUAUUACUACACUAGAAAAUUUUACUCAAAAGCUGCUGCACUAGCCAAAAGGGCUACAGCAAAUGGUAACAUCAACAUGCUAGCCAAGAUAACUGAUUGUCAUCCAAUAUAUUUAGCCAAGGGGGCUGCUAUGGCUGCUUUCUAUUUGGCUAGAUGCCUCCAGCUUGGCCGAGGCACAGAGAAAGACAAGAAGGCUGCUGAGAAGUACUAUUCUAAAGUAAGUUGAGAAAGUCUUACAGACUGGUUUAUAACUCGUGAAAUGGAGUGAUACCUUGGAUCUGAGUCUAGUCUAAACUUGCUAUUUCAUUAAGGACUCCAACACUAUGUUAAAAAAAUAUUUGCAAGAACAUGUAGACUGAUAGAAAUAUACUGAAAACUACUAAAAAUAGCCUUGAAAGGAUGCUAUCUGCCCACUUGCUUAAGCAAGCAAUAUAACCAACAACAGCAACAAAAAAUCUAUGGCAAUCACCACAGCAAAGAGCUUGGUAACUUGCAAGAUAAAUUAGCUAAGCAAUUUGAAUAAUUUUAUCCCAAAUUAAUUUGCUUUUUGUCAUUCUCUCACAACUGAAAAAUUGUAACUUUUCCUUAUACUUUAGAGCCUGUAACAAUUAGCCUUUAUUAAGUUGGCCAUAACUGGUUCUCAUGCUUAUUUUUAUAUUUACAUUUUUCAUGAUAGCUGAGGAUCUACUGCUUUUUCUGUUCAAUAUAUACAGGGGAAAAAAUCAGUUACAUUUUUUCCAAAGUUCUAAAUUUGGAGUAAGACUGAUGAAAAAUAAGCUUGAGGAAAAAUACUAAUAAUGGCCUCUAGAAGAUUAAUCUGUUGAGUAAUAUCAGUGAUGCCUAAAGGCGUCGAGGCAAGGUAGCUUUACCAGCUGAAGGGAACGUAGCAAGUUGGCAUCUGUGCUUCAGAAACUCUGUGGUUUCUCUGCAUGUAGUGACCACUUGUGUCUGCAAGUUGAAUACUGUGGUGUCCAUCUUGGUGCAAUCUAAAUGAAUGCAGAGUUACGGAAAUGAUAAAUUAUCAAGCAAAUUUUGUGGCUCUUUACUCGGAGAAGUCACUGAUAGAGAAGGCUUAGCAGAACACGUGAUCUGAAAUACAGACAAGUUAAAUAUUUUUUACAGUGGGAGAAUAAAAUGUUAUAGCGGAUAGGACAAGGAGGCAAUCAGGAAAGGAACAUAAGCUGAGGUAUUAUGAGCAUUCCUAGUUAAGGCAUUGAAGAGGUCCAUCAAUUUAAUUGCUUAUGGCAUUGCAGGAGUGUAGCCCUUGCCCCUGUCUUCUAAAGUGUAGUAAAACUGCCACAGCUGAAAGAAGACCACGGCUUUCACUCGUUAUUCACUCCCUCUGCACCUGAGACUGGUCUAGGAAUGUCACUAAUGUCUCACUAUAAAGAGGUGAUUCCCAUGACUGGUGUCAUGGGUCUCUAAAUCAAUAGCAAAGGAGAAGCAACAUAAAAUAAACAAGAAAUCUCCCUGAAACAGUAACUUCAGAAGAGUUGAGGGAGUGUCCAGGUUUUCUUUGUACCUGGAAAAUUCUCAUGUUAACUGUACAAUUACACUUACCUAAAGUCAUAUUUGUUUUAAUUGACUGCUCAGCUCUGGUUUUGGCCUACCAUUCUUAGACCAAGUCAGUUUUGUAAGAGAUGAGAAAGAGAAUAUGGGCAUCCCUAAGGGUCCUGAAAUGAUGAUGGAUGUGAGUGAAACUCAUCCAGUGUGUAAGCAGAUUUAUUUUUCGACUGUAGUGCUGCAUAUGCCAUGCCAACGUAGAGAAUUUUAUAAAAUAAAGCCAAGACUAACAUUAUAGUCCUAUAAGCGUACUAUAGUAUGCUAAUUUUAAAUACUAAUUUUUUGUGUGGCAUCAGAAAAAGGAUUCAAAUCCAAAUAUGUUAACUCUUCAAUACUUUAGCAAGUUGACUGUCUCAUUUUUUUGACACUUAAAGACUUUGUCAUAUUGAUAACAUACAGUUUUAUUGUAGCUAUAAACUAGAACUCUGAUAUUCUUUGUUUUUAAAGGCAUGCUAUCUGGAUCCUGUUGUUGCUUCUCACCUUGAAUUGGCAGCUAAUCUUGGGAGAAUUUAGUGUUUCUUUUAACUGUGACUGGUAAAUAAACCAUCUGAACUACAAUAAACCAUCAUUAAUCUCCAGCAAUUAUAGACUGUUCAUCACUUACUGCUUGCUUUUCAACUUUCUAUGCAUUAUUAUUUAAAGCAAUUCACUGAUUCAUUUUAUCUGGAAGAGAAAGUAAAAAGCUCACGCUCUCUUUAACUCAGAUAAGCCAAGACAGAUUUUUUAAAAAUCAUAUUGAUGACUUAAAGGUUUAUUAGGGACAUUUCACUGGGACAGAUGUAUUUCCUUCAUGUCAUAUUGCUACAUAGCACAUGAAUCAAAACAAAGCCAAAGAUGCUUGUUUCCUUUCUGCAUAUAUAGUAUUUAAAUUUGAAUAUUCUGAAAAGCUUGAGCCCAAACUUGUCUCAUUUUCACACACAGCCCACUUACAGGCCAUGGCCAUUUUUAAAGCU
Messenger RNA from Motacilla alba alba, 3585 nucleotides. It is a transcript of the gene LRP2BP, whose product is annotated as LRP2 binding protein. The transcript has 7 exons. The coding region runs from base 138 to 1295 and encodes 385 amino acids. Gene Ontology annotation, molecular function: protein binding. The record is from RefSeq and is a predicted model, not a curated record. NCBI's taxonomy places the organism in Eukaryota, Metazoa, Chordata, Aves, Passeriformes, Motacillidae.